Messenger RNA from Symbiodinium natans, 1071 nucleotides. Lineage: Eukaryota; Dinophyceae; Suessiales; Symbiodiniaceae. The record is from the annotation of a GenBank genome assembly.
AUGGGGGUGACGAUUGCGCUGUUUGCUGCGCUUGCUCAAGCCGUGGCCGAGGAGACCCCGGACGUCUUUGCAGUGUCCCUGCGUGGUGCGCCCACGGCCAGACAGCUUCAGACGAACCCGGUCAGAGACUCGGUGGAGGUGGUGGCACCGCGCUGCCGGCCUGGGUACGUGGAUGUUACAGGAGGACAGGCGUUCUACUGGUCUUGCGCUUUCCAUUGCGAGGGCGGGCCUUACUACGCUGCGGCCUCAUGCAUGUGCGCGUGCCUUACCCCCGAGCAGAUGGAACUUGCUGCCAGCCAGGGUGGGGUUGGCUUCGGACCUGCCGGGGUGAAACAAUCCAGUGGAAUCUUGGUCACUGCACGCACCACCAUAGGACCACCUCCAGCAGGCGACCCCGUGGUGGAGCUUCCCAUCGGCCCAGUGGGUGAAGGUGGGGCUGAGAUGCUGCCGCCGGCUGUUGACGGCUAUAUCGCAGCUCCGCAGGAUGUGCCUGCCUUCCAAGCUUCUGGGGAACCCGCAGACGAGGAGGGCUUGAGUUUGGUGGUGGUUGCCUUCAUUGGAGGUGCCCUCCUUAUCAUCGCCGCUGCGACGACUCUCGUCUGUGCGCUCUGGUCCAGCCUUACCGAUGGCAGGCGCCGGCGCGUCAAGAUGGUUGCAGUGCCCCCCAGAUUCAGCCCCCAUGUGCCAGUAGAAAAGUGCCCACAGCCACCGCCUGAAUUUCGCCCGGCACCAGCCGCUCCAACGAAGUCGGCUGUAAGCUUGCAGGAGCCUCCAAUCCGUGUUUCUUGGACUUCCAGCAAUGCUUCUGGGGGCUCGAAGAGACAGGCUCCGCUGGCCCAGCCGCAGCUUUUGCAGCUUCCUGAUGGCGACAGGAUGCUUAAAGGCAGUCCGAGCUUGAGCAAGACCAGCACCGGCAGCGGUGGUGCAAGUAGCAUCAGCAACGUGUCCAGUGUGUCCACGUGUGCUAUGAAAAAGGAACGGCAACGUGAGCCCCCACAGAUCAGCAAAGGGAGAUUCGGAGGCCACAAAUGCUCCCGAGUCUACCCCGGAGCCGAGCAAGUGUUCAUGUGA